Messenger RNA from Postia placenta MAD-698-R-SB12, 825 nucleotides. RefSeq lists its product as hypothetical. NCBI's taxonomy places the organism in Eukaryota, Fungi, Basidiomycota, Agaricomycetes, Polyporales, Adustoporiaceae. The record is from RefSeq and is a predicted model, not a curated record. The transcript has 13 exons. Bases 1 to 825 code for a protein of 274 amino acids.
AUGGCGUCUGAAGCGGAACUGAUCAGUCUUACCAAGUACACGGUUGGUCCGCCGCUAGCUGGCAUUUUCAUGAAUAUGAUGCUGUACGGUGUCAUGGUCACUCAAACGUUCUUUUACUACUCGACCUACUCACGAGACCAAAUGUGGAUAAAGAUCUAUAUACUAAAACGGGGCAUUCUCGAGGUUGGCGUCUUGUUUCUAGCGGACACAUUAAAUUCAAUCUUUAAUAUGUGGUGGGCAUAUCACGUAUUCAUCAAUAACUUCGGAAGUGUGGACGCAGUCACAAUAGCCAACUGGCGCUACCACCAUUUCAGUCUUCGAGACAGAGGAAGCGAUGGCUUAGCAGCGAUUGGAACCUCCAUCAAUAUUGGUAUCAAACCAAUUAUAACCAACUUCGUUCAUUACAAGGCGAUAGUCAUAGUCUGGUUGGUAUCGUCCACCGUGGCCGAUGUUGCCAUCGCCUUUGCCCUUACUUGGCGCUUGUAUGUACGCCUUCAAUGGAAGAUUGUCAUGGUACUGAUCAAGGUUCUGUUAGUCACAAUGUCUAACGGCUUGUUGAUUGCGGCAUUCGCCUUUGCCGACAUGAUUGCGUUUCUCGCAACGCGCAGUUACGGGAACUCAGCCAUGACUACCCUCAAUUCGCGGGCAAUCUCGUUCUCGUCCGUGGAUAAUGCGAGGGCGAUCAGGAUGUCCUCUGUGCAGGUGGUUGUCAAUGUCGAGACUCACGAGAUAGUCGAUGCUCCCGCAGGACAUGUCAAAACAGAUGAUGAAGAGUGGACCCAUAGUCAAUCGGAAGUGGCCGAGACUAAGGUCCUUGCAAUUUAA